Molecule: messenger RNA, 721 nt
Organism: Emericellopsis atlantica
Lineage: Eukaryota; Fungi; Ascomycota; Sordariomycetes; Hypocreales; Bionectriaceae
Product: t-SNARE
Exons: 3
Coding region: 1-684 (227 amino acids)
Biological process (GO): Golgi to vacuole transport; macroautophagy; vesicle fusion with Golgi apparatus
Cellular component (GO): endoplasmic reticulum membrane; late endosome membrane; SNARE complex
Molecular function (GO): SNAP receptor activity; SNARE binding
Source: RefSeq, a predicted model, not a curated record
AUGUCGAACCCACUCGAUACCGACGCUGGCUCUGAGCUCUUUGGCUCCUACGAGGCAGAGCUGAAGCUUGUUCAGGCCGAUCUUCAGCAAAAGAUAGACCAGAUCCCCGAGCUGUCGGGCGAGCCCCGGAAAGCCGCCCUCUCCCAGGCCGAACGAGCAGCUGAAGAGGCCGAUGAGAUUCUUGGACAGAUGCGUCUAGAGAAGCAAAAUAUCCCGACAUCGGCGAGGGCGAAGGUGAACCAGCGUUUCCGCAACUUCGAAUCAGAUAUCGACGCCGCGAAGCGCAAGCUCGCCAAUCUAUCUUCGGACCGAUCCGCCCUUUUCGGCUCCAGAUACACUGAUGACCCGGCUGGCUCCUCGGACGCUCAUCUGGAGCAGCGCCAGCAGCUCCUGUCCGGGACGGACCGUCUCGAGCGCAGCAGUCAGCGCCUCAAGUCGAGCAUGGCGCUGGCCAACGAAACAGAGGAAAUCGGCGCCGGCACACUUGCAGACCUCAACAGGCAACGCGAGACCAUCAAUCACACCCACGAUGUGCUGUUGCAAAGCGAGGGCUACGUCGACAGGAGCAUCAAGACUUUGCGGGGGAUGGCUCGUAGGAUGGCUACCAAUCGGGUGAUUACUAUCGCCAUCAUUACCGUCCUCGUCAUUCUCAUCAUUGCGGUUGUAUACAGCAAGUUCAGGUGAUUUUAAGUGGGUUUGCUUGUUUGGCGUUCCGGACUCU